Molecule: messenger RNA, 1429 nt
Organism: Cornus florida
Lineage: Eukaryota; Viridiplantae; Streptophyta; Magnoliopsida; Cornales; Cornaceae
Product: hydroxyacylglutathione hydrolase cytoplasmic
Exons: 7
Coding region: 102-878 (258 amino acids)
Molecular function (GO): hydroxyacylglutathione hydrolase activity
Source: RefSeq, a predicted model, not a curated record
UUGUUCAUCACCGAUUGCUGACGCGGCAGAGACCGGUCUUAAAUACUGAAACAGAGCAGAAGUGGAAUUGAAUUGCAGCUUAUUCAAUCAACGGCGAGAAGAUGAAGAUCAUUCACGUUCCGUGUUUGAGUGAUAACUACUCGUACAUAAUUAUAGAUGAGGCAACCAAAGAAGGAGCAGCUGUGGAUCCAGCUGAGCCGGAGAAGGUUCUUCAAGUUGCUAAAGACAACCAAGUCAACCUCAAGACCGUUCUCACCACUCACCACCACUGGGAUCAUGCGAGUGGCAAUGAUAAGAUAAAGCAGCUGGUGCCUGGGAUUAGGGUUUAUGGUGGUUCGAUUGAUAAUGUGCAGGGGUGUACUGAUAAAGUGGGAAAUGGUGAUAAGUUGUCACUGGGGAGUGAUAUUAAUAUAUUGUGUCUUCACACUCCUUGUCAUACCAAAGGUCACAUUAGUUACUAUGUGACCGGUAAAGAGGAAGAGGACCCUGCUGUUUUCACAGGAGACACCUUGUUUAUUGCUGGGUGUGGUAAAUUUUUCGAGGGCACAGCAGAACAGAUGUAUCAAUCGCUGUGUGUGACAUUGGGUUCAUUACCAAAGCCAACUCGAGUUUUCUGUGGUCAUGAGUAUACAGUGAAGAACUUGCAGUUCGCUUUGACAGUUGAACCAGACAAUGUGAGGAUAGCCCAAAAGUUGUCAUGGGCUCAACAUCAGCAACAGGCGGGCCACCCCACUGUUCCCUCAACCAUUGAAGAAGAGCUGGAAAUUAAUCCGUUCAUGCGGGUUGAUCUACCAGAGGUUCAGGAGAAGGUUAAUUGCAAGACCCCUGUUGAAGCUAUCGGGGAGAUAAGGAAGCGGAAGGAUAAUUGGAGAGGUUGAUCAAGGACUUAUAUACUACUGCAUUUUGCUGUUCCUAUUCUGUAUGUGCUGUAUGUGGUCGUGUAACUAUUGUAUGUGCUGUAUGUGGUCGUCUGAAUUUAGGCUACUAAUAUUCCCUUUAUCCUCCUGUAAUAUAUUUGUCAAAACAUGAACAAAUAUUUCUUGUGAUUGUUGAUGAACUUUAUUCCUGUUCUACCAUGACAGUGAAUCUCGGACUUCUAUGAAAAUAUGGACGAAGAUGGUGGAUCCGAUUGAUAUUGUAACACGGUGGAUCACAAUGACGUGCAUCAAGUUUAUAGAACAGUAUUUGACAAUUUCAGGAACUGGAUUCGUUCUGUUGAUAUGCUAUUAUUGACAAGUUCAGGGACUUGCAAAUUAUCUGGUUGAUAUGCUGCGAGCUGACUUAUAUGAUGACUGACCUUAAUUGUACUUAUUCCUCCUAAAUUGUAUUGAUUUAUCCUAAAGAUUUGAAGAAUUGCACAAAGACUCUCUAUGUAUGAAUUGCAUCUUUAAAAUAUGGACAAUGGAAUAAAAAUGUUAGCUUUUGUCAA